CGGCAGCUACUUGGUUGGCAAAUAACCAACUUCGUCCACAACCGCAAUGGGGUGGGUCAGUUCCCGGGCGUAAAUACAUCCCUCGAUUUCGCUCCCGUGCGAACGAUGAUCUUAUGCAAAAGUACUUUGUAGAAAAUCCGGUGUACCCACCAGAAAUAUUCAGACGCCGCUACCGAAUGAGGCGUGAAGUUUUCCUUCGCCUACUAGACGAUGUCCAGUCAGCUAACCCCUACUUCAGGCAAAAACGUGACAACAAAGGGCAACUCAGCUUUUCGCCUCAUGUGAAAUUGACUUGCGCACUCCGAAUGAUGGCUUACGGACAAGUGGCCGACUCUCUUGAUGAAAACUUCAUGAUGGCUGAAUCUACUGCUAUAGAAAACUUCGGUGAAUUUUGUCGUACGAUCGUCAUCAUCUACCAGCAACGAUAUCUUCGAGCACCAAACAGAGAGGAUCUGGAACGGCUCUUACAGCGAGCCGAACGACGAGGCUUUCCUGGAAUGAUAGGUUCGCUCGACUACAUGCAUUGGCGAUGGAAGAACUGUCCAACUGGAUGGCAAGGAAGCUUUAGUGGAAAAUCAAGAAAACCAACCAUCGUUCUCGAAGCUGUGGCGGAUUUUGAUACAUGGAUCUGGCAUGCCUUUUUUGGAAUUCCUGGUACACAAAAUGACAUUACAGUCCUCGGGCGUUCACCACUGUUUGAUGCGCUCACUGAAGGUCAGUCACCACAAUUAGACUACCACAUCAAUAAUCAUAAUUAUAGCAUGGGUUACUAUCUCGCUGAUGGCAUCUACCCUAAGUGGGCAACGCUUGUCCAAGCAAUCAGACGCCCUCAAAAUGAAGCUGAAGCAUAUUUCACCACCAAACAAGAGGCCUUCCGCAAAGACGUUGAAAGAGCAUUUGGUGUUCUCCAGGCAAGAUGGGCAAUCAUUAGACAACCUGCAAGAGGGUGGAGUUUGGAAAAUUUGUCCAAUAUCAUGUUGGCAUGCAUUAUCCUUCAUAAUAUGAUUGUUGAGGAUGAACGUGCCGAUUACUACAGUGGCGAGUCUGAUGAUGACGAACCGGAUCCAAAUAGGUCCAGAAGGGCUCGAGCUCGCAUCUUAGACGAAGCCAGAGAAAAUUUGGAAAGGGAUCCAAGAUCCGGAAGAAUCAUCAUGUCGGAAUAUAUGUCUCGAUACAGAAUGAUACGUUCUCCUGUUGGCAACUGACAUUUACAAGAUGAUCUUGUCCAACACCUCUGGAGUCUGCGAGGUCAAGCACCAUGAAUUUGAUAUUUGCUAUGUGAUUGAGUUUUCAAAGCUUUCAAUUUCUGAUUUUAAUAAUUGUCAGGGUUGUCACUGACAAGUGUUUGCAUUUUCUUACUUUGUUGUGUAACUUUUAAAUGCUUA
Messenger RNA from Rosa rugosa (rugosa rose), 1385 nucleotides. RefSeq names its product protein ALP1-like. NCBI's taxonomy places the organism in Eukaryota, Viridiplantae, Streptophyta, Magnoliopsida, Rosales, Rosaceae. The transcript has a single exon. The coding region runs from base 114 to 1205 and encodes 363 amino acids. The record is from RefSeq and is a predicted model, not a curated record.